GCAUUAUCAUUACAGCGCCACAAAACUUUGUUUUACAAGCUCAGUGAUCAUCAAAUAGCAUACAUUUGCCGAUAAAGUAAAGCAUCAAGGCAACAAUUAUGUUCUGGUCGACUUCGAAACUCGAACAUUAUCUUAAAAUCUACGUUAAACAAAGUAAUUACUAACGGACAGUCCAUAUGAACGUUUGCGGGCGCGGAUACUGAUAUUUUUAAUUUGUAACAAUUGACAACAACAACGCAAUUUCGAAUAACCGAACAGCUGUUUGGUUGAAUUUCUAUUGUUACACGUCGAUCAUGUGGCCGUGUGGUUUGGGGAAGGAAAUGUUUUUGUUGAGCAUGGGUUCAAUUUAUUUGUUUGCGUUUGCAUCACUUUACAUGCAGAUACCAGGCUUGUUUGGUGACAAUGGAUUACUGCCUGUUAGGAACAUCCUAAGAAGAGAUAACAAAGCUUCUUUGAUGGAAGACAUACGUCGUAGACCGACCCUUUUAUGGUUUAUCGAUGAUCUUGGUCUUACAGCCCAAACGGGAAUGAGUUUGUUGUGCAUUAUUGGUGUUUAUCUUAGUGUAAUGUGUAUUGUCAGCAAAGGAUGGCGGAGUAUUUUCUCGUUUUCGUUUAUGUGGAUCUUAUAUUUUUCCCUCUAUCAAGUUGGUCAAACAUUUCUUUGGUUUCAAUGGGAUAUACUGCUUCUUGAAGCUGGUUUUUUGUGUAUUAUAGUAUCACUGUCCAAAAAUUCAAGAAAUUCGGCAGGUUCUCCAAAUGAUUUAAUUUCACUUUGGCUUGUCAAGUGGUUAUUAUUCCGUCUAAUGUUUGCCUCCGGUGUUGUUAAAUUGACCAGUGGCUGUCCAACAUGGUGGGAACUUACUGCUUUGAACUGGCACUACGAGUCUCAGUGUAUCCCUACUCCUCUUGCGUGGUUUGCACAUCAUUUGCCCUCCUGGUUUCAAAGAUUUAGUGUUAUGAUGACGUUUGUCAUAGAAAUACCGAUCCCAUUCUUAUUCUUUUCACCGAUAAGAUCCCUACGAAUGUUUGCUUUUUAUUUGCAGGUGACGUUCCAGUUGCUGAUAAUUGCCACAGGAAAUUAUAAUUUCUUUAAUUUGCUCACCAUCGCUCUGUGCUUGUCACUUCUUCAUGACAAUGGUCUACCGUUUACUGGCAUAUUGUCUUGUGAACUUAAAAGAAGAUGUCGCGUUUUUAAUGUUAUUGUUAAUACCAUCAGGAAGUUGAUUGUACUGGUUGUUGCAUUUGUCUUCGUUUAUUGGAUCCAGCAUUUAUUUUUAGUGGAAUUUGAUAGCAAAAAUAUUAUCAUCACAAAAAUAGGCCAGGAAAGUUUGUUUCAGUUCAUUCUCAUCCAAACACUUGGCGUUUUCUUUUUAGGUUUUACAUAUUCCCAGUUUGUUGUUGCUCUGAAGACUAUUGUUCCAUUUUCUAUUUGGGUUGGAGCACUGUCUCUUGGUUUUGUCAUUUUUCAAAGUUUGUUGAGAUGUUGUCAGCAAGAGCAAGUUUUGGACAAAAUUUUUUCUCUUGUUUUAUGUUGUGUGAAAGCUGGCGUAGCCAUUUGGUUGUUUAGUAUCAGUUUGGUUCCGUAUUCAGCUCUUGAUGAAGAUACACAACAUAAUGUUUGGCCUGUUGUUAGAAAAUGGCACAGCCAAAUUGAUCAGUUUCAUAUUGUAAACUCAUACGGUCUUUUUAGAAGAAUGACGGGCGUUGGUGGAAGGCCUGAAAUAGGUAUUGAAGGAAGUGAUUCUCUUGAUGGUCCAUGGCAGGAGUACAAUUUCAAAUACAAACCUGGAGAUGUGAACAAUUUGCCGCCAUUUUUACUUCCCCACCAGCCUAGACUAGAUUGGCAAAUGUGGUUUGCAGCUCUUGGUAGCUAUCACCACAAUCCUUGGUUUGUUCAUCUUGCCUACAGACUACUAUCUGGUGAACGCGCUGUUCUGGAUUUAAUGGCUAAGAACCAAACAUUGAAAAAGCCCCCUCGUUAUGUUCGAGCAAUUCUUUACAAAUAUCAUUACACAAAAGUUUCUUGUAAUUCUUUGAUUGAAUUCGUUCGAAAAGCAAGGAAGGUAAAAUCAUUUUGGUGGCGAGAAUAUUCUGGGGAAUAUCUUCCUCCAUUGUCUAAAUCUGAACCGAGUAUGCUUCAAUUUCUGAAUCAUUAUGGCUUAGGACCUAGCAAAGACGGCGUUACAAUUUCAAGAACUGGCUACCUCCACCAUACUUUGCUAUUUAUACGAUCUUAUCUUCGUGCUUCAGAUGCAUGGAUUCUACUCGGCUCCUUGUUUUUUCUUGCAUUUGCAUUUAGUGAUAGUUAUAUAUGUCACUUUAAAGGUGGACGUUAUAUUUUUUAUAAAGUUCAUUUACCAUAAUCUGUGCAACCUGCAUGUAGGUCUUCGUAAUGUUAAUAUCUUGUUUACUAUUUUUUUCCAUUCAUUCUUAAAAGCUCGCAGGUCGUAUGUCCACUCUUUCAUUACUUUCUGGUUUUGAAUCUUGUUUAUAAACAUGAAAAUGAUGCUAUGUUUAACGUUGGAACCUCGGAAACAUUGUUAUUUGUAUAAACCUCGAUAAGUUUGGAAAGUGUGUUUUGAAAUAAUCAUCUCCAGGCACUUUUACUGGUUUGUACAAUGUAAUAAAAUGAUUUUUAAAGGAUGGGAAUUUUUGAUACACAAAACUAGAGAAACGCAUCACAGCAAAACUUAACAUACGGACUACCAUUAUUAUAAUCUCUUGGAUAUAAUGCAAAGUGUAUUUAAACAUUUUAAAGAAGUAAUCCUGAUUUCCCUUCAGUAUCAUAUAACAAGAUUAAAUAGAUAGUAUGCCUGAACAGCACAAUGAAUUAUUGUGGACUGAGGCAAAUAUAAAUAUCAAGGAUGUAACUGGAAAUGAGUAAUUCGUAUCCACAUUCUCCACUUUUUGUAAAACUACAGUAAUUUCUAUAGCAUUUUAUAAGAAUUCUCGAAGGAGUUUGAAAAGGAGUGAGCUGCAAUAUUUAUGUCCCAGGCAAAUGCAAUUUUAAAUGAACUGAACACUCUAAUUACAUGGACUGGAUGUUAUAAUAAUAACUAGAAUUGCAUUUUGUAAUCUUGGACAGUUCAAGACUGGUGAGGUAUCUGAAGUAAAAAGACUCUCUUUCCAAGCAAAUGUAACAGAACAUGCACUUAAUAGAUCACACCCACUAGCUAAGGUACAAAAAGGCAUUUAGUAUUUAGGCCUCGAUGACUAUUUUGUGAAUAUUUUUCAUUAUUAAUAAAUUAAUGUGUGAGCUGAAUGUCAGCUUCCAUGUGCUGCAAAGUAA
Xenia sp. Carnegie-2017 is the source of this 3289-nucleotide messenger RNA. Its product is annotated as lipase maturation factor 2-like. Bases 294 to 2363 code for a protein of 689 amino acids. The transcript is spliced from 18 exons. The record is from RefSeq and is a predicted model, not a curated record. Gene Ontology annotation, cellular component: endoplasmic reticulum membrane. NCBI's taxonomy places the organism in Eukaryota, Metazoa, Cnidaria, Anthozoa, Malacalcyonacea, Xeniidae. Gene Ontology annotation, biological process: protein maturation.